Messenger RNA from Setaria italica (foxtail millet), 2754 nucleotides. RefSeq names its product disease resistance protein RPM1. NCBI's taxonomy places the organism in Eukaryota, Viridiplantae, Streptophyta, Magnoliopsida, Poales, Poaceae. The transcript has 2 exons. The record is from RefSeq and is a predicted model, not a curated record. Gene Ontology annotation, molecular function: ADP binding. Gene Ontology annotation, biological process: defense response to other organism. The coding region runs from base 1 to 2754 and encodes 917 amino acids.
AUGGCCGAUUCCGCCGUGAGCUUCGUCCUCGGCCGGCUCGGGGAGUUCGUAGUGAAGGAGGCCCGCGCCCUGCAGGAGGUGGGCAACGACGUGGUGCUGCUCAAAGACAAGCUCCAGUGGCUGCACACGUUCGUCCAGCAGGCGGACCACCGGCGGCGCUGCGAGGGCAACACCUACAUGGACGUGUGGGUGCAGCAGACGCGGGAAGUGGCGCUGGACGUGGAGGACGUGCUGGACGAGUUCAUGCGGCGCGUGGACUUGCAGCAGGGCCUGCCGGCAUGGAGGAAGUGGCUCAAGUUCCUGCGGUCGUGCGCCUCGCAGAUCUCCGUGCGGCGCGAGCUGUCCGGAAGGAUCGCCAUGAUCAGAGCAAGGCUGGACCAGAUCUCCGACCACAGAAGUGCCUACAUCACCGACUACUCUUCUUCACUUACCCGGGAGUCCUCCUCCCCAUCGAUCACCACGGUUGAUGGAUGGGAUGAGGCGCUUGAAGUGGUUGGCUUCAGAAAUGAAUAUUUGUCCCUGGAGCGCCUUCUUCGUGAAGGUGAUGGGAGGAGAUCUAUCGUGUGGAUCGUGGGGGAGAGUGGUGUAGGAAAAACCACUCUUGCACGGACGGUGUACGACAGCCCUGCUGUCCAGGCGCACUUCAAAGCUCGUGUUAUGUGGAAUCUUGCACCGUGUACUACUGAAGAUGUUGCUCUAUGCGAGAUUUACCAGCACUUGCGCCCUCCUGUGCAUGCUCCUGCCACCGUCGAAGGAAUCCGAGAUGCCCUGUCAAAAUAUUUGAAGGAAAAACGCUAUUUGAUUGUGCUGGAUGGGGCUGCCAAGUUGUUCAAUUGGAGUUCCGUGCUCGAUGUCCUGCCUGACAAUCACCUUGGAAGCCGGGUUGUGAUCGUCAAUUCCCUGAAUGAUCACGAAGCUUUAGUCCCGGGUGGUAAGCACGACCAUAAGCUCACAGUACAGCUUCUAGAUCAGAAGAACAGCAACCUCUUAUUUCGUCGCCAUGCUCUUGGUCUUGGGAGUGAGUCUUCCUUUGGAAAAUCCUACUUCUGGGCAAGUGCAUAUGAGAGGCAAAUGAGCAAGGCAUUCAAAGACAUGUUUGAGAUCACAAGCGGCCUUCCUCUGGCAAUCCUGCUACUGGGCCGGCUUCUUCGGAGAAAGGUGUUCCCUGAGCAAUGGGAAGAUGUGCUGAAGCAUCUCAAAUCCAUGAAGCCGUCAAGUCGUGUAGAAGGUGUAUUGGCAUUAAGCUUUGAUGAUCUUCCACAUUAUUUGAAGUCAUGUUUCUUGUACUUUGCCAUGAUGCCACAGAACAUGAGCUACAGUGCUGCUGGGUUGGUUCGGAUAUGGGCAGCGGAGGGGUUCCUCAAGCCGAGAAGGGGACAAAGUAUGGAGGAUGCUGGGCACAGUUACCUAAAAGAGCUUAUUUCAAGAGGUAUGGUACAUGUGUUUGAGAAGGGACCCGUGGCAUCUGAAGAGUCCACGUUGAGGACAGUGGUUAUCCAUCAGAGACUUCAUGCCAUGGCAAGGUUCGAAACAGAGGGCAGUUUCCUAGAUGUCUACGACUGCACAGAUAUCCCAGCAUCCUCUACAGGUGUUCGACACCUCUACAUCCAAAACUUGAGUAAUGCUGCCUACACGCAUAUGGAGGGUGCUUCAUUCCCUAAGUUACGAUCUGUCUCAUGUGACUUCUCCGAGUAUUGGGAAUACAAAGCUGAAGAGCAACAACACGUGACAGCUGGUCAUCAAGAUCAACCCUACCAUGACAGUUUCCUGGGACAUUUAGGAAGAUCCAACUUACUCCGAGUGAUAGAUCUUGGAGGGCUGCAAGUCAAAAGGUUGCCAUCAAUGAUCGGGAGCUUGGUCCAUCUGAGGUACCUGUGCAUUCAGCGUAGCUGCUUGGUGGAGCUUCCAUCAACGAUUGCAAAUCUGAUCAACCUCCAGACGCUCGACAUAAUAAGAACGAAGGUGAAGAGAGUCACACCGGCAUUUUGGGCGAUCCCGACGCUGCGGCAUGUCCGCGCAGAAAUGUUACAUAUGCCCAAGCCCAAGUCAGCUGGGGUGCUCAAGUCCAUGCAGUCACUCGUGGGCAUGGUCUGCGUUCAUCCCUGGCACAACAACAUCAGUCCUUUGCACAAAAUGAUUAACGUGCGAGAGUUGGAUAUCUCAAGCCUGAACUCCGACCACUGGGGCGCCCUUUCAGAUGCUUUCAAGCAGCUAGAGUCACUCCUCUACCUUCGUAUUCGUGGGUGCGACAUCCCAGCACUCACCCUGUUCACAAAAUUUAACCUGCGGCGUCUACAGAGACUCAAGUUGGACGGAAGGAUCUUCAUGUCAGCUAAAGAGGAAGCAGAAGAGCAGUUCACGUUGCCAAACCUCACCAGCCUGUUACUUAUGCAUUCAGGGGUGAAACAAGGCUUCAUCGACAAGAUAGGCAAACUCCCCCGCCUUGUGAGGCUAGAGUUGUGUGAGAAAUCAUAUGAAGGAGAAGAGCUCGUUUUCACUCAAGAAAGUGGAUUUGUCAACCUCACACACCUUGGGCUCCGGAGCCUCCCUGGAUUGUCCAAGUGGAAGAUCGUGUCGGAGUCCCUUCCAAAUGUUGAAAAAGUAAUUGUCAAUGAUUGCACCAACAUGAAACUCGAGGUUGAAGGGGGUGUGCAGGUGUUGAAAAAUCUCACUAAGUUCAAAGUCAUCGACAUGCCCAAAAAAUGGGGCGUCGAGGAGGCUGGGCCCCUAAGUGAAAAAUUCGUCCAGAUAUGA